Molecule: messenger RNA, 708 nt
Organism: Scutellospora calospora
Lineage: Eukaryota; Fungi; Glomeromycota; Glomeromycetes; Diversisporales; Gigasporaceae
Source: the annotation of a GenBank genome assembly
AUGUCAGAAAUUAGUAGUAAAAAAACCAAAGCCGAAAAGAUAUUAGAGGACAUUGAAGCCCAGUUGCGGAAACUUAUCACUGAGAAAAAAGAGUUGAAAAAGAAAUUUUUGGACAAAUUGAAAGACUUAACGAAGCAAGAAAAAGAAAACAAAGUAGAAAUAUUGCAACUAGAAAGAAAAAUGACAUCCGGAGUGUUACCAACCGAACGCGAGGAAAUAAUGAAAGAAAUCCAAAAACUUAACGCUUACAAUAUCACUUUAGAGCAAGGGUUUAAAAAGCGAAAAAUCGAUGCGGAAGUAGUGACGGAAAUUCGCAAAAGAUUAGGAGUUUGGGAAGAAAAAGAGGGGGAAAGUUUGGAAGAGUUUGGAGAAAAGAUUAAGAAUGAUAAUAAAUUCGCACAAGAAUAUGGUGAAUUAGGCCCUGUUUAUGGAGUACCUUUUAAUAUUGCUAGUUAUAGUUUAUUAACCGCAAUGAUAGCCCAAGUUUGUGGCUAUAAAGUAGGAGAAUUUAUUCAUAUUAUUGGCGAUGCUCACAUUUAUUUAAAUCAUUUUGAGCAAGUUCAAGAACAAUUAAAAAGAGAACCCAAAAAAUUGACAACUUUGAAACUUAACCCGGAAAUAAAAUCGCUUUUUGAUUUUCGUUUUGAGGAUAUUAGUUUGGAAAAUUACGACCCUUAUCCACCUAUUAAGGCCAAAGUCGCAGUGUAA